CCCCGGGCAGAGCCAGAGCGGUGGGAUCCCGGGCGGGCGCACUGCCCCGGGAGCACGCGCCGUCCGGCCGGCCGCUCCCAGCUGCAGCCUCUCCAGCCCACGCCCCGGUGCACAGCUGAGAAGGGUCCGUGCUGACGGGGGCGAGGGUCCCGGGCUCCUGUCCUAUCCCAGAGCUGCCGGGCUGUCCGCUCCCCUGCGUCCAGAGUGUGUGCCAUGGACCCUGCGGAGAAGAAGAUCUCGGUGUGGAUCUGCCAGGAGGAGAAGUUGGUGUCCGGGCUCUCCCGUCGCACCACUUGCUCGGACGUGGUGCGAGUGCUGCUGGAGGACGGCUGGCGGCGGCGGCGGAAGCAGAGGCGGGGGAAGCGGCGGGGGGCGGCCAGGGACCCGCCAGGCCCCGGGGAGCAGCCGCCGGAGCCCCCGGAGGAGGAGGACGAUGAUGAGGACAUGCUGCCGCCGGGCUUGCUGUGCGGUCCCCCGCAGUGCUACUGCAUCGUGGAGAAAUGGCGCGGCUUUGAGCGCAUCCUGCCCAACAAGACGCGCAUCCUGCGCCUCUGGGCCGCCUGGGGCGACGAGCAGGAGAACGUGCGCUUCGUCCUGGUGCGCAGCGAGGCGUCGCUGCCCAACGCGGGCCCGCGCAGCGCCGAGGCGCGCGUGGUGCUCAGCCGCGAGCGGCCCUGCGCGGCCCGGGGCGCCCCGGCGGCGCGGCCCGGCCCGGCGCUGACCCAGGAGAGGCAGCGGCGAGUGGUGCGCAAGGCUUUCCGCAAGCUGGCCAAGCUCAACCGCCGCCGCCAGCAGCAGCCGCCGCCGGCGUCGCCCUGCUCGUCCACCUCCUCGUCCACCGCCUCGUCCUGCUGCUCGUCGUCGUCGUCGCCGCGGGCCGCCGACAGCGUGUCGGUGGAGCGGAUGGAGACGCUGGUGCACCUGGUGCUGUCCCAGGACCACACCAUCCGCCAGCAGGUGCAGCGGCUGCGGGAGUUGGACCGCGAGAUCGACCGCUACGAGGCCAAGGUGCACCUGGACCGAAUGCGGCGGCACGGGGUCAACUACGUGCAGGACACGUACCUGCUGGACGCGGGCAUCGAGCUCGAUGGGCCCGGCGGCCCGAGAGAGGAGGAGCCCGAGCCCGAGGCGGUGGUGGCGGCGGCGGCGCCCCCCCUGGACGGCCCGGGGCAGGCAGGGGCGCUGGAGGAGCUGGCCCAGCGCUGCGAGGACCUCUGGAAGCUGCAGGAGCAGCGGGCGCAGCAGGAGGAGUUGCUGGAGCGCAUCUCGGCAGAGAUUCAGGAGGAGCUGAACCAGAGGUGGAUGCGCCGGCGCCAGGAGGAGCUCGCGGAGCGGGGGGAGGAGUGCCCGGAGCCGCCCGAUGGCAGCAGCCCGGACAGCGAGCUGCUGCUGGAGCAGGAGCGAGUCCGGACGCAGCUCAGCACCAGCCUCUACAUCGGGCUCCGGCUCAACACGGACCUGGAGGCCCUCAAGUCGGACUUGGAUUACAGCCAGCAGCAGUGGGACAGCAAGGAGCGCGAGCUGCAGGGCCUCCUGCAGACUUUGCACACGUUGGAGCUGACGAUAGCGCCUGAUGGGACCACGGGCCCUGGCGGACCCUCGCGGGAAUCCCGGCCUCCGCCCGGCGCUGAGGUGUGGGUGGACCAGGCCCGCGGACUGGCCAAAAGCUGCCCUGGCAACGACGAGGACUCGGACACGGGGCUGAGCUCCAUGCACAGCCAGGACUCAGACUCGGUGCCUGUGUGCGAAUCCCUUGUAUAGGAAGAGCAGGGUCAGGAGGGACAUGUAUGCUUUCCCCUUUCCUGUAGCAAGCCCUGGUCUGGCCAGCCCAGGAGGUGAAACCAGGCUGGGGGUGGACCCCCGAGCUCCUGGGGGGCAGCAGGCCUCCUAUUGGGCCGGGAAGGGCUCCUGAGGCUGGGGGUGAGUGUGGAGGAGGGGGCAGGACCAGUGUCUCCAGUCCAAGCUCUUUCAGGGGAAGGAGGGAGGGAGGGAGGGAAGGAGGGAGGGAGGAGGUGAGAACCCCUCCUGCUGGAAAACACGCCAGGGAAACUGACGUGGUCCUAGCCCAUUUGCAGAAACAGAAAAAGGGGUGUUGUGGACAUUUCCCCACUCUUCUGUAUGGGAAGGACUGAUGGCAGCUAGAGUUUUAGGUUGUAGCAUAAAGUGCUUUUAAAAGAAACACUUGGAUGAAAAGGAAAUUCCUUGAAUGUUAAUUGUGACUGUGAACGUGUUAAAACUAGCCAAAGAGGACACACUGGUGUUGGUCUCAGCAACAUCUUUUAUAAAACCCAUAGGCACUAAAAUCCUGGCUGUUUACAUUUCUGCAGAUCUGGGAAUUAUCCAUCUGCUAAGCUGUUUGCCUGUUAUUUUCUUUCAAAGACUAAAUUGUACCGAUGUCUAACCCCAUAUUUCCUCCUAGCAAAUACAGUAUUUGUUAAAAUGGGAUCCCUUUUCCAAAAUAACUUUUUAUUAUUACAAAAACCAAACCUCUCUCUUCUGAGAUACAGAUUCCUGGCAGGCAUAAUUUUUGGUUAAAAUUUAAUCUGGGUCUUUGGGAUUUGAUCCUGCAAAGAUUUGUGUGUUUUCCUUUCCUUCAUAUUGCCAUUUCAUUAACUUAAUCACUGUCAUUUCAGAAAAAAAAUAAAAGGGAAGUUCCAGAAUUCAAGUUAAGGACAUAGACUAAACUUGCUGUUAAAUGAGCAUUCCCACUGAAACUAAGACUUGAAAGCAAAGCUCUUUGUCAGUGCUCAGCUUUUGAACUGAGCUCUGUGAUCAAAACUAACCUUGACCUUAAAAGAUUUCACCCAAACCCAAGUCUGACUUCAGUAUUUUUGUUAAGGGAACAGUUACUUUUCCAAACUGAUUUUGAGAUCGUGUGAAUGCCAGGAUUUACUAGAUCAGGCCUGAGAAAGAUAAAAUACAAUCAAGCUAAUAGUACAUCUUGGGUGAACACAAACGCAUAUAAAAGUAAGCUAACGACUUGAAUUACUCUUGUCUGGCUCACGCCUUUGCACGCGCCAGGAGAUGCAAGUGCAACAUCUCUCUGGCUCGCUCCCUCGCUCCAUAGCUGGAGACAGCCCUGGUGGGACCUGGUGUAACUGUUCCAGUUAUUUCAAUGAAAACUUAUCAGUGGCAGCUAGCUGCUGCCCUGUGGAAGGAGCCUGCUGGCAGUGUUCCCUCUGGGGUGCAGUGCUUCUGAGGAAUGUGGGAUCUAAUCUGUCCCGAGGAGGUGCUAACAAUGGGGUGUGUGUGGUGCCAGCCUGGUGCAGAAGCCUGGUAUCAACCUAGCCCAGGAGCGGCUGGCUCCAGUUUCAACACUACACACGAAGAUAAGUUAAGAGGUCUUGCUUUAUAGAGAAGUUUCCUCCUUGGAGAGAUUCUCUGUCUGCUUGUUGCCAAAAGGGGCCUGCUCACCUGACCUGAGGCCAUUGGGGUGUCACUUUUUGAGAGGCCGCAUCCCCCUACCUCCCAGUGCUAUGACAGCAUGCGUGGAUAUUUUCACAUUUUUAAGUAAAAGGCCGGUUUCUUAAUUGAUGUUUUCAAAAGACAUUAGCUGGCAUAAUUAUGGUUUUUUCGUUUUCUCUGAUGCAGAAGACAUCUAUGUGUUUGGCUUUGAGCAUGAUUAAAAUGAGGAAAGGGACCAAAAGAAACCCACUGUCCCUAGACAAUCAUUUGGUCCCAUAAACACAAGGCCUAAUGAUAGCUUUUCUUUGGAGGCAAAGGUAAAAUCCUCAUUCGAGUGUGACAAACGCUACUUGUCUGAAUGGUUUGUGCCUGCAAUGGGCUGACCUAGUGGUUUUAAAAUUAUUAUGCUUUUUUUCCCCCCCUCAGGGUGGUAGGGGAGUUGGACAUUUAUUAACUCAAAAGAGAGCACAGAAGUUGGCAGAACAGGACUGCCUGGCAGAAAAGGAGCUGUUUUCCUUUUCACUAUUAUUUUAAACUUUGAUGGGCUGCUGACGUCAGCAAAUAUGCCUGAAGCUUGUAAAGCAAAUAAAGCCACAUCACAGGGAGAAAGGCCUGUGGGAUUUUCUCGUGCCCUCUUUCCAGAACCUUCUGUCCUGGCCACCUGAAGAUUUUUGCCUCUCCAGUCAACUCUUCAGGCACCAAGCAGGCUUUGUUUCAUAACAAAAUGAAGCUCAGUCUGCCCUUCCAUCCCCCUCCCCCACCCCCCAUUCCAAAUCAAUUAUAUCCGCAAAAGGCACUCCUCUGAAUGGGCAGGAGAAAGGACAACAGGUGAGGGAAAAGGAAGGAAACAAUAGUUCCUUUUACCAAGAGCUUUUGCAAGCCUGAGAAAGGUGAAAUAUAGAUAGAAAAGGCAAAUCGGAGCCUCUGCCUAGAAAGUGGCUAAUGGAUGCUAAACAUUUUAAAAAGUUCAUUUUUUUUUUCCUUUAAACAAUCAUGAUGGCAUUAAGAAUGGAAUUGAAGGCUUUGAAUGCAUUGGCACCAGGAUUUCAGUGCCCCUGGUAAAAGUAACCCUUUCUGCUCUUCAAGCCUUAUAGAAGUCCUGGGGAGGAGCCUACGAAACAAGCUCCUCUCCAACCAGCCCCAUCUUUUUUUUUGUAAUUAAUACAAUUUAUCGUGUUUUUUAGUCAAUUCUUGGCCAUCUGACCAAACCAAGAAGACUCUGCUUACUUCCUUAUGAAAUGAAAUAAAGAUUAGGAGGAGGAUUUGCUAAUUAGAAAAGUUAAAUCUGUGGUCCUCAUGAUGGACCCGAGAGUAACAAGUAAAAAGAAAGGAAAAGCAUUCAGGAUCUUGCCACCAAAAGCUUAUCACUGCUGAAAUUUGAGAUACUUCCUUCCAGAUCUUUUGAAUUGUGAAUAUUUCAUAUUUUGCUUAUUUUAUAAAAGUAUUCAGUUUUAAUGAGAUUGUUUAUAUGCCUUUACGAUCAGGUUUUGACAGACUGGUAAGUGGCUCCAUCUAUCUGUUGGAUGUAUCAUGGUGCAUAUUACUGUUCCAUUAUGAGGUCAUUCCCGGUGUUUUUCAUUAUUAUAAAGACAUUAUGAUAAGCUUCUUUGUGCACAUAUCUGUUUCUCUAAUUGGACCCUCUUUCAAUGAGAUAGCUUCCCAGAAAGAGAAGUCCCAAAGAGUACAAAUAUUUAAAAACUUGUCAAAUUGGUUUUCAAAAGAUUUGUUCUAAUUACAAUCCUUUGUGCAUGGCAAUGCCUACUUCACCACUCCUUAGCUUUCAUUAGUUAUUAUAUUCUGGUAAGAAAAUAUAUUGACCAAAAUGAAUGAAUGAAUUCUUUGUGGCCCCAGGAAGCCAGGGCUGGCAACCAGAGCCUUAAAAUACCUUUACAACAGAAGGGGCAACUCAUCCUACCAGAAAUGUUAAGAUGAUAUGGUACCUUCUUUCUUUCCUGUUUCCUUGCCCUCCCUGAGCACUGCUUGGUGAUAGCAAUCCUGGCUCAUAUCAGAGCUGGCCAUCCUUCUCUUGGAGCAGGAGGGUCCAAAACACCACACCAGCAAGAUUAAGGGGAUUAACAAAUAAAAGAAUCAGAUUUAUAAAAAGAAAAUAUUCAUUAUCUUUUUGCAUCUUGAGUCUAUCAGAAAAGGUUAUGCUUAGAAGGUGAUAUCAUACAAUAUAUUUGAUUUUGUGCUUCUCCCUUCCCACCCAUAUAAAAUUGAAGCCAAAAUAAAAUCAAUACACACAAUAAAUAGCUAUGAUACUGAGCUCAUUCUUAAAUUCUUGAAAAAGGAAAAUUUGAUCAUGAUAAUUUGUGAAAUGAUAAUUUUUGUUCUGAAAAUGUUUGUGAAACGUGUCUUUGCAAACGGAAAGGAAAGAGGAUAGGGAGGAACUCUCUAUUGUUGAGUGCUUUCCAAAUGCUAAAUCCUGGUGCUUUCUCCUGUGCAUUGUCUCGCAUUCAUCUCAGGAGAUAGGACUUUUGAUCGCUAAUUUUACUGAUAAACCCAGGCCACUCCAUUGGUAAGUAGCAGAUCCAGGAUUCUGACCCAAGUCUGACUCCAAAACCUGUGCCCAUUUUGCUGUAUCACACCAAGCGCAUUAGACCCACAAAGAGUUUGUCACACUC
Messenger RNA from Pipistrellus kuhlii (Kuhl's pipistrelle), 6029 nucleotides. RefSeq names its product Ras association domain family member 10 (gene RASSF10). The transcript has a single exon. NCBI's taxonomy places the organism in Eukaryota, Metazoa, Chordata, Mammalia, Chiroptera, Vespertilionidae. The coding region runs from base 214 to 1761 and encodes 515 amino acids. Gene Ontology annotation, biological process: signal transduction. The record is from RefSeq and is a predicted model, not a curated record.